Molecule: messenger RNA, 1320 nt
Organism: Centrocercus urophasianus (Greater sage-grouse)
Lineage: Eukaryota; Metazoa; Chordata; Aves; Galliformes; Phasianidae
Gene: GLMP
Product: glycosylated lysosomal membrane protein
Exons: 4
Cellular component (GO): lysosome
Source: RefSeq, a predicted model, not a curated record
AUGGCGGCGCCGGCGCUGGGCGCGCUGCUGCUGCUGCUGCUGCUGCUGCUGGGGGCGGUGGCGGUCGGCGGACGGGCGGCCCCGGGGGGGGGGGGCGGCGAUCGCCCUGCCUCUGUCCCUGCCUUGCUCCGUCUCUACUUCUGUCUAUCCAUCCCUACCUCGGUCCAUCUGUUCCUGUCUCCAUCCACCCCUCCCUUGAUCCGUCCCUACUUCUGUCCAUCCCUGCCCCCAUCCAUCCCUACCCCAGUCUGUCUGUCCCUCCCUUGGUCCAUCCAUCCCUCCCUGCCUCUGUCCAUCCGUCCCUACAUCUGUCCAUCCCUGCCUCCAUCCAUCCCUCCCUCAGUCCGUCUGACCCUACCCCUGUCUGUCCCUACCUCCAUCCAUCCCUUUCUCGGUACACCCAUCCCUACCCCAGUCUGUCUGUCCCUCUCUUGGUCCAUCCGUCCUUCCUUCAGUCCCUCUGUCCCUACAUCUGUCCAUCCCUACCUCCACCCAUCCCUCUCUCAGCACAUCCACCGCUACCCCAGUCUGUCUGUCUCUCCCUUGAUCCAUCCAUCCCUCCCUUGGUCCGUCUGUCCCUACAUCCCUACCUCUCUCCAUCCCUGCCCCUGUCUGUCUGUCCGUCCCUACCUCGGCCCAUCCAUCCCACAGGUAUCAAUGCAGUACAACCCCGGUUGGAACGGCUCCUCAGUUUCCUCGGUCAACGUUCUGCACGUGCGGGCGGUGGGACGCGGCGACUCGCUGCACUACGUGUGGAGCAGCAUCGGGGCCCCCUCGGUGCUGCUGGUGGCCACAAGCAGCCCCAGCAGCGCUCUGUCCAUCGACUGGAGCCGCCUGCUGUCCCCUGCGCCCGCCGGCGCCGUGUGGAUCGAGCCGCCCGGCAGCGUGGUGCACGCGGCUGCUGUUGUCUUCACCAAGCUGUUUGAGUACAGCAAGGCCGAUGCCUCGGAGGCGGUUUUCUACCCCUCGUACGAUCUGUCGGACUUCUCCUGGGACAGCAUCAACCGCACCGUGAACCACACGGCGCUGACGGCCGAACUUCGCGGCGUCCCCAACUCCGAUCCCGGCGGCAGCUUCUCCAACGGCAGCCUGGCGUUCCGGGUGACGGCUUAUGGAAGCGGCGGGCGCGACGGAGCGCCGCCCGGCCUCCUGCACACGGCCAACAGCUCCAAAGUGGAAUUCGUCCUGGCCGGGGCGGCCCCGCGGGGCAACGGCUCGCGCUUUGUGCUGGAGGUGACCACGGUGCAGGAGAGAGGGGCGGCAUCCAGGCUGCGCUCGGCGCGCUCCAUCGACGACGAAUACACCCCCACCAUCUUCGAG